ACACACACACACACACACACACACACACACACACACACACACACAUCUGUGAUGUCACACACACACGCACACACAUCUGUGAUGUCACACACACACGCACACACAUCUGUGAUGUCACACACACACGCACACACAUCUGUGAUGUCACACACACACGCACACUGUGAGUCGAGUCUCAUCAGCUGCAGUACUUCACUGUCAUCUGCUCAAACAACAACAACACAAAUCAGAGUUUAUUUCUUUACACCCAAGAGGACAUCUGAUGGAGGGUUAAACUCAUUCAGCUCAUCAUGAGAUCUGCGUAUAAGUAAGUAUUGUUCAUUUGAAAGACUUUGGCUAUGAAUUGUGUUCUGUUGCUCAAAAGAUUAUGAAGAUUGUUUAAGAUUUUAAUGCAAAGGCUUUGUUAUUUCACUUAAUAAUGGCUGCUGCUAACAUGAGAAUAGAAGUCCAAUGAACAACACAAUAUAACUAGAAAUAGACUUACACGAAUUCUAAUAUAAUAAAUAUUAAAAAGUCUAUACUAUAUCACACACGUGUGUGUGUGUGUGUGUGUGUGUGUGUGUGUGUUUGUGUGUUUGUUACAAAAAAACGUGUUGAGUUUCUACAAAUACGGAUCAUAUUUUUGUUGAACAUUAUUAAACUAGUUGUUUGAUUUUGAAGAUAAAUGUACUGUGCGGGUUUUCCACUUGUUUCUCUAUUAUCUGCGGUCUAUUGUGAGAGUGAUGUAAGAGCAUUGUGUGUGUGUGUGUGUGUGUGUGUGUGUGUGUGCGAGCUGUUCAUUGUCCCGUGUUACUCCAACAUUCUCUGUCUGAAAACAUGAAUACAUUUCAUUCUGUUUUCAUUUCAGCUGUAAAUGUAAUAAAAAAUCAUUUGAACUAUAGCAAAAACAAAGGAUGAUACGAGGAUGACGCAUGAUUUAAACAUGCUGUUUACUUUUCUCCCAGAAUGUGCAGAAUUAUGCUGUGGGAUGACGGAUAAUCAACCUAAAAGAACUUUUAUUGUGAUAAACAAGCACAUUUCUAAAAUGAUUCAGAAAUAUUUGUGAAGGAGUCAGAUUCAGUUAUGGGGCAAAAUGUGUUUGUAAUAAAGUGCAAAUGUAGAAAUGAUGCCGCAAAAGUGCUUCAAGUCAUUAAGGAAGGUUAUUAAUAACCUAUACUAAUAAAGCCAGUAAAUGUGAUUUGAAUAAUCUGAUGGAUGAUAUGAAGUGUUUAUGUACGCUGAUGGGAGUGCAGGAGUCAUUUGUUUUCUGUGUUUGUGUCAGAUGGCCUCAAGUGAAGCUGAUCAUUCUCAAUCUAAUGAGGAACCUCAGCCUGGUGACCUCAUCGAGAUCUUCAGACCAGCCUAUCAGCACUGGGCUCUUUACCUGGGUGACGGUUACAUCAUCAACCUCACACCUGUGGACGAGAGUCAAGCCACAGCGGUGUCCAGCGUUAAGUCAGUGUUCAGUCGUAAGGCGGUGGUCCGCAUGCAGCUCUUAAAGGAGGUGGUGGGGGGAGAUUCGUACAGGAUCAAUAAUAAAUAUGACGACAAUCACACGCCGCUGCCCGUCAGUGAGAUCAUUCAGCGAGCUCAGCUUCUCAUUGGUCAGGAGGUGUCAUAUGACCUGCUGGGCAGCAACUGUGAACACUUUGUCACUCUGCUUCGUUACGGAGAGGCCGUGUCCGAACAGGCGUCACGAGCUAUAGGAGCCGUGAGUUUAGUGACGGCGGCCGCGAGUGCUUUCUCAGUGCUGGGACUCAUCAACACACGCUCCAGAAACAGACCCUUCUGAAAAUCACGCUUUCUCCUUUAUAUACACUCAUAUCUUACAGUGUGUUUCAAUGGUUUCUUGUGUGAGACUAUAAUAACGUGUUCAUUUAGAAGAAGAAACAGGAACACUUUACAAUAAAGUGCUAUUAGUUAACAUUAGUAAAUGCAUUAGCUAACAAUGAACAGUUAAGUUCUUCACCAUUUAUUAAUCCUUGUUCAUGUCAAUACACUUGUUCAUGUUAGUUCAAGGGAUCAUGUCCAGGCGGCCAGUUGUUAUGGCAGAAAUAAUCCCUGACAGUGUGAAGCGGAGGGUCUUGUGUCUCACUGAAGGGUCUUAUUUCUGCCAUAACAACCGGCUGCCUGUACAUUAUCCCGCUUAUUACACGGCUACUUUCCACACGAGAAAUGUGAAUUUGAAAUAUUUGAUUAGCUCAUUUUUACCGAAUGCAGACCUUCGGCGAGGAAAAGCCGUUUACUUUGGGUUUUAUGGUAAGAAACGACGUUCAAAUGUCACAAACAGACAAUUUGGUUGAAUCAUUUGUAAAUAUAAUGUCAUAUAUGUUAUCAAAAGACAUAUUUAUAUUUAAUUUGUGUCAAAAAAAUGAUUUACUGCAUCUGGGUUACAGUGUGUUAUUAGGUUUGAGAGGUUGUUAUCUGGGAAUAAUGAACCUGCAGAUGUCACGACUGGCCAAUCAGAAUCAAGCAUUCCGUGUAAUAACUAAUGUUAACAUUUGAUCUUAAUAAUGUAUUAAUAUAUGCUGAAAUUAACAUGAAUUAAUAUUAAUAAAUGCUUUAGAAGAAUUGUUCAUUGUUAGUUAAUGCAUAAACUAAUUGUUAACAAACAGCACCUUAUUGUAAAGUGUUACCGAAUAAACUAACAAAUAAUA
Messenger RNA from Triplophysa rosa, 2636 nucleotides. It is a transcript of the gene plaat1, whose product is annotated as phospholipase A and acyltransferase 1. Bases 1211 to 1771 code for a protein of 186 amino acids. Gene Ontology annotation, molecular function: A2-type glycerophospholipase activity; glycerophospholipid phospholipase A1 activity. The record is from RefSeq and is a predicted model, not a curated record. The transcript has 3 exons. NCBI's taxonomy places the organism in Eukaryota, Metazoa, Chordata, Actinopteri, Cypriniformes, Nemacheilidae. Gene Ontology annotation, biological process: N-acylphosphatidylethanolamine metabolic process. Gene Ontology annotation, cellular component: cytoplasm.